Python bivittatus (Burmese python) is the source of this 1772-nucleotide messenger RNA. The record is from RefSeq and is a predicted model, not a curated record. Lineage: Eukaryota; Metazoa; Chordata; Lepidosauria; Squamata; Pythonidae.
ACAGACAAGCACCAGAAAUACAGAUCCUGGGGAAGCUGCGUGUAGGACAUCCAGCAAACAUCACUUGUGCAACCUUCAGAAGCUGCAGUUGGCAGCCUCCAAAGUUCACCUGGAAAGCCUUUUCCAAAAACCUCAACUUUCAUUUGUGGCUGAAUGGGAGCCAGGUUUACAGCUCAGUGCUGGACUUCUUGCCUUCAGUAGCAGACCACAACCGGAAUCUCACCUGCAAGGUCACCUACAGAAAUGGGUCCAGUUCUGUGUCCAAGGAGAAAACUGUCCAGCUGGAUGUUAACUUCCCACCUCAGACCCCAGUGAUCAGCGUGGCACGUCUUCGCCCAAAUGAAAAUCUGAGAAACUUCACAAAAGCUUCCCGGAUCAUGAUAGAAAAAGGGGAUUCCAUCGUGCUGCGCUGCAAGGUGAAAGGCAACCCUUUGCCCAAUGUGACUUGGGUUAAGGGAUCCCAAAUCUUGGGGACACCUCUUCAGCCCAGUAAUGCCCUGAACCUUUCUGAUAUGAAGGAGGAGGAUGCAGGCGAAUACCAGUGCCAGGCAGCCAACACAGAAGGCUCUGCUGAAGCAUCCUUUGAAGUCUCUAUGGCACCGGAAGACAAAAAUAAUUGCCUGCUUAGCAUGGUGACUGGUGCCCUCUUCAUGCUUGCUGUUGUCAUACUAAUCACUGGGGUUAUCCUUGUUUCUAAAAGAUGCCUGAGGAAGAGAAAAACGGUGACUAACUCGGAAACAGAACCAAAGGAUUCUGCCUUGGCUCUGGGCAAAACUUCACCAAAUCUCAAGAAUCCCAGCACUUUGGACCUUGCUGUAUGGCAAAUGGACAGAAUUUCCCUCAAACCAGAAAGCGCUGAGGAAUCUGCUGGCAGAAACCCCAGAGACCCUGAAGAAUUAUAUUAUGCAACUCUUACAUUCAAUGCACCGAAUCCUAUACCAGAUGCAACUUCAAAAGAAAUCCAAACCGAUUAUGCUGAAAUCAGACGUUACAAUUCUCAGGGACAGCAAGACAUGAAGAUUUAAGGGGAUUCUUCUAUUCUGAUUAGCAGCUAAGUCCUCGGAAGACGCUGGCUCCAGCAUCUUGCCUGUUUCUGUUUCUGUAUUUAGAGAUAUGGACUGCCUGUUGUUUUCUCCAGCUGUUAAGCCCUGAACAGCACAGCGUGACCAGAGAAGCAAGAUUCACUUGGAAUUUCAUUAUUCACAUUUAAUAUCAAGACAUAAAGUGCUAAGGUACAGACUCUUGGAAACCGAACAAGUAAAACUCCCACCCUCAUUUAUGAGUGGAGUCUCUGGGAGGUCUUUAGGCCUUUUUUUUUUUCUCCCAGAAUGCAAAACUGAAGGACUCCAUGCCCUUUUUUUCCAGACUAGCUUGGCACUCAAACAUCCCUCUGCUCUUUGUUUCUGACAUUUGAAAUGCUCCCCCCUCUUUCUCAGCCUCAGUGAGUUCUCUUAUCAAAGUGCUCCUAUCCAACUUGAGACACAGUGGCCUUCCAUCCACCUGAAAGCUGCUGAGAGUUUCUGGGAAGAGACACAGCUGCUUUAAGGAGCUACAUUCCAGUUCCUGUGCCCUCUGAAGCCCCUUUUAGAGACUGAAUCCAAAGCUCUGCCCUGGCCUAAAGGAUAUACCAGUGAUGUCCACUGGUCAGCAGGAGACUAGAUCUAAUCCGUGAAAUCUUUGCCUUGUAAUGUUCUGAUGUAUCUUUGUGCCUUCGAGUCAUCGUUGUCUCCUGGCAACUGCCUGGAGCAGUGGCCGCAGUGUUCUCGGCAACA